Molecule: messenger RNA, 1358 nt
Organism: Ylistrum balloti
Lineage: Eukaryota; Metazoa; Mollusca; Bivalvia; Pectinida; Pectinidae
Exons: 5
Coding region: 1-1230 (409 amino acids)
Source: RefSeq, a predicted model, not a curated record
AUGAAACCAAAUGAUCACUUAUACCCUGGAUUACGUUACAGAACGAUGCUGCUCACACUGGUUGGAUUACUAGGAUUUGUUUCUUGCUCAUUCUCCGGGGAUCCCUCUCUUAAUGAUUCUUGGAGACGCAUUCGAGUCAGAAGAGCCAAUUUGCCUUACCCUACACCAUCAGCUCCCAUUCCUAAUUUUGAUUUCAUGCUGUCGCACUCUGUACCUAUGUUGUGUCCGUCUAGUUCACUUGGAAUUGCAAGAAAAAUGACUUUGACAGACGAGCAAAUGUUAGAACUUCUGCAUGCGAGUGGUGGAACUUUCAACCCAAACAUUAUGGCGACAGCUAGAGCAGCUGCAGAGCAGUUUCCGAAUAGGUUACAACUGACACAAUACACAGAGGGUGAGGAUAUAGACAGAACCUUAGAUUUUGAUCCUGUCACAGACAACGAGAUUACCAAACGAGCAUUGCUAGAAGAUUUACAUAAAUGGUCUGCGUUAAAGGACUACUUAUCAAACAAAACAUUAUCUGGACCUACAGAAGCUUUGAAGCAAGCAACAUCGGAACCAGUGGAACCUACAACGUCCCCAGUGCCAGAUCUGCUUGGAAGUGUGCUUUUAGAUCCGAUACUUAGUACACAUGGCCGUCAACAACAAAGUGCAAUAAAUGACCAAACGUUAAAGUCAGAAUUGGAACAAAUGAAAAAACAAUUAGAACAAUUACUACAUGGAAAUUCAGUUAGUUCCGAAGAUUUGAAAGACCUGAUGAACAGUUUUAAUAUCAGUACUCAUCCCCACAUAUUACAACGGAUCAAUCCCGGGUCCAGCUUUGGUCCACAGAGAGUGAUACGAAGCACAGACGGCUCCACGUCAGUGAUACAAUACUGCCGUCAGAAAGGCAAUGCUACAGCUGAUGGAUUUCUACACAUGUGUGACGAGUGUGCUGCUACUACUACUUUAUCCUCUGAAAAGUUUCCGCCAUACCUGAACGAAAUCGUCUGUGGACAAAAUGACAAGACAUGUCUAACGGUCCGAGGAACACCUCAUGGUGCCUGUAAACAAAGCUUUGUAUACGUAAAUAUGUUACGGAGACGACCAGGCGGAUGUCGUAUGAUGAUACAGAAUGGCCAGCAGAUUUUGAUAGGUGCUUGGGAGGUGUAUACACAGAAAGUACGAUCAGGAUGCGAGUGUUUUAUCAACCGACAGUCUCUUUUCGCAAAGUACAUCAGACCCAUUGGUUAGGAACAUUGCCCAUAUGUCAAAUGUAAAUUCUAAAUGUUAAGUGUUAAGUUAUUCGUCAGAAGUAGCGAUGUGACAAUUGUUUAAAAUCACAAUGAGACAACCAAAAGCCUGCGAGGAAAAACUAGACU